CAGCCCAACGCAGGACGAUACCAUCCCAACUGAGGAGAGAGAGAAACACUGAGGAAGAAACCGGAGAGUCAAUCGAAGGAUUUCAGGUUCCGAUGAUGGCAGCAAGCAGCAAAGGCUACUACUCGAGAACGAACUACCGGUUUCUCUCUAGCGAUCAUCAGCAUCACGAGACACAUGGUCACGACUCAUCGUUCGAACUCGACGAGUCGGAUCUCUACAACACGGCCGCGACUCGCUCAGACUCUCCGGAGUUCGGGAACUCUCGCGUGGGGAAAAGGCAGUCGGCGAAGCGCGUUGAUUCUGGCGUCGGGGGGGCGGCGGCUUCUCUGCCGGUCAAUAUACCGGACUGGUCGAAGAUCUUGAGGGAGGAGUACAGGGAUAACAGGAGGAGAUCGGAGAGCGACGAUGAUGAUGUGGAAGGGGAUGAUUGGUAUGAGGGAGGGGUGAGGGUUCCGCCGCACGAGUUUUUGGCGAGGCAAAUGGCGAGGACGAGGAUCGCAUCUUUCUCGGUCCAUGAAGGAAUAGGGAGGACAUUGAAAGGAAGGGAUCUGAGAAUGGUUAGAAAUGCAAUUUUUGAAAAAACUGGGUUCCAGGAUUGACGGAGACGAAGCACGAGACGAACCGAAAAUCGCAUAUGCCACACAGAGUGAGGAAUAUUACUUAUUUUUAUUUAAAAAAUCAACUGUUUACCCCCCCCCCUCCCCCCUAUCUAAAAAUUUUGUCUUUUUUGUUUUUUCUUUGAAAUGGUAUUUAUCGAAAAAUGUAAUUCUAACUUCGAGUUUGUACUAGAAUCUUCGGAGGAAAUUUCGACCCCUUUCUUUUUUUCUUUUUUUGACCUUUUCAAUGUAACCUAGUAGUAUAUUGGAAAUUUUGUGGGGCUGAGUUGAGUUUAAACUUUGAAGCUUGAUUUUGUAUUGUUGGGUUUGAAACUUUGAAUAUUGAUGGUGGGGGUAUUUUGGGAAUAGAAAGAAUGGGCUGUAACUGGUUCAAUAAUUGCAGGGGGUGGGU
Rubroshorea leprosula is the source of this 1008-nucleotide messenger RNA. The record is from the annotation of a GenBank genome assembly. Lineage: Eukaryota; Viridiplantae; Streptophyta; Magnoliopsida; Malvales; Dipterocarpaceae.